AUGGAAAUUCAUGGAGUUUGCAAGAAGCAAGUAAAAUCGAUAAGGUAUGACCCUAACUUGGCUCAAUCACGAAACAGAGCUGUGUUGGUUGACUCGGUGAACAAUCGAGUCAUGGCAUCAACUGAACUCACUAAUUUAUAUUUGUCAAACAAAAACAAAACAAAUGACAUAACUUUCUCUAUAAAGAAAGCAGGAAAGUUUGCUUUGUGGGAUCAUUGUGAUGGUGUGGUUUCUCUAUGUUCUCUGCUGGCUGGAUGGCUGGUGGCUGGCGGUGAAAGAGAAAAAAACUAUAGGGUUUUGUGGUUUUAUAAACAACUAGAUAGGGUAAGGUCCAAGAUAGCCGGGCCAAGCCCAGUAGAUAAAACUCUAUGGAAAACCACUUUUUCAGCAGCAGAGGCAGAUGUGAGUAUGGUAGAGGCAAGAGGCGAAUUGAAGAGAGAGCGUAGUCAAUUUCUGGUGAAUGAGAAUGAAACCGGGGAAUUAUUUCCGAACAAGAAACCAGCAAAACAAGAAGAAGCUUCAAACGACGACACGAAAUCUGAAGUUUCGAAUCCAUUAAUGUUAUUAGUUUCUCCUAAAGACAACGGAUCAUCCCGUGAUAUCUCCAGCCAACCAACUGAAGAAUCGCCUACCUGUUCAGAGGAGACUUUGACUGUGAGCCAGGAAGGAAAUGGUAGUAGCAGUGAAGAUAACAUCUCCCACCAAAGUCAUCGAAAAGAUACCUGUGCUUCUGUUUCUAUGUCUCCUGUUGUGUUGGAGAUUCCUAAGCAUGCUAGUACCACGGGGAUUAGGAAGAUUACUCUUAAGUUCAGUAAAAGAAAAGAGGAUUAUGAUACUGAAACUUCGGUGGCUCACUCUCUACAUAAUGGAAUUGAUCAAGGACUGUUGUAUUAUCAUAAUGACGAAUAUCAUCCAAGGAACCACUCUGUGUGGGUUGAUUCCUGCCCAGAAAUGCCUCAAGCUAGAGAAAGAUAUUUUUGUUCUUCUAAUAUGGAGUUGAACAUGUCUAAGAAGGUUGUUCCCAACAACUACCCUACAAAUGUCAAAACGUUGUUAGCAACAGGUAUUCUUGAUAGGGCUCGCGUCAAGUAUAUUUGUUUUUCUUCAGAGCUUUACGAAUCUCAUGUUGCUUUAAAUGAAAUGGUUUGCCAGCGAGAGCUUGAUGGAAUUAUAGAUGGUGGUGGAUACUUGUGUGGCUGUUCGUCAUGCAAUUUCUCCAAAGUAAUUUGUUCUCUUGCAGUUAACAUGAUUGAUGUGUGGGGGCCACCCCUUCCUUUUCAUGUAAUUUUGCUAACAAGGCUACUGAAUGAAUACAAGCAGGUCAUUAGUGCAUAUGAAUUUGAGCAGCAUGCUGGUGCUAAAACUAGACAUCCCAACAAUCACAUAUACUUGGAGAAUGGGAAGCCAAUUUAUAGUAUUAUUCAAGAACUAAAAAUGGCUCCACUCAGCAUCAUAGAUGAAGUCAUAAAAGAUGUGGCUGGUCCUUCCAUCAAUGAGGAGUUCUUCCAGGCUCUGAAAGAUUGUCCAAUUUCAAGCUCCUUUUUGUAUAAUAACGACUUUGUCAGUCAGCAAACAUACAUGGAGGCUUCAGGCGUGAAGAAACAAGCAUUGAAGAGACCUAGCUCUAACUUCCCUAGCUCUGUUACGAAACAAAAGAAAACAGCUGAGAGUGGUGUCAGGAAGAGGGAUAAUGAUCUUCACAGGUUACUCUUUUUGCCAAAUGGUCUUCCUGAUGGGACCGAAUUGGCAUACUAUGUCAAAGGGCAGAAAUUACUAGGGGGAUACAAGCAGGGUAAUGGUAUAGUCUGUAGUUGCUGUGAAGUAGAGAUAAGCCCUUCACAGUUUGAGUCUCAUGCUGGAAUGUCCGCCAGGCGUCAACCCUAUCGUCACAUUUAUACUUCUAAUGGACUGACCCUCCAUGACAUAGCUAUUUCGUUGGCAAAUGGGCAAAACAUUACCACAGGUAUUGGUGAUGAUAUGUGUGCAGAAUGUGGAGAUGGAGGGGAUCUAAUGUUUUGUCAGAGUUGCCCUCGUGCUUUUCAUGCAGCAUGUUUGGAUUUACAGGAUACUCCUGAAGGUGCUUGGCAUUGUCCAAAUUGCAAUAAAUUUGGGCAUGAAGGCAAUUUCGCAAGACCUAUUGUCAUCCGGCUGACUCGAGUUGUUAAAACUCCAGAAUAUGAUGUUGGCGGUUGUGUAGUUUGCAGGGCCCAUGAUUUUAGUGGUGAUACGUUUGAUGACCGAACAGUUAUCCUCUGUGACCAAUGUGAAAAGGAGUUUCAUGUUGGUUGCUUGCGGGAAAGUGGACAGUGUGAUCUAAAAGAAAUCCCCAAAGAUAAUUGGUUCUGCUGUCAAGAUUGCAAUAAGAUCUAUGCAGCUCUCCGGAAUUCUGUUUCUACUGGAGUGCAGAAAAUUCCUGCUUCGCUGUUAAAUAUCAUAAGUAGAAAGCAUGUCGAGAAAGGACUACUUGUUGACGAGGCUGCACAUGAAAUGCAGUGGCAAAUUCUGAUGGGAAAGAGUCGCAACCGAGAAGAUCUUUCAUUGCUUUCGAGGGCUGCUGCAAUUUUUCGAGAGUGUUUUGAUCCUAUUGUUGCAAAAACUGGCCGUGAUCUGAUUCCUGUUAUGGUCUAUGGGAGAAAUAUAUCUGGCCAGGAAUUUGGGGGAAUGUAUUGUGUGCUUUUGACUGUAAGGCAUGUUGUUGUAUCUGCUGGUCUUCUUAGGAUUUUCGGUAGGGAGGUUGCCGAGCUUCCUUUAGUGGCUACAAGCAGAGAACAUCAAGGGAAAGGUUACUUCCAAUCAUUAUUCUCUUGCAUCGAGAGGUUAUUGUGCUCCCUGAAUGUGGAACAACUGGUGCUACCAGCAGCUGAGGAAGCGGAGUCAAUCUGGACAAAAAGAUUUGGCUUCAGAAAGAUGAGUGAGGGACAAGACUUUUUGGGAUCAGGUGUUCAUUGUUUAGACAGAACUAUUGUUGCACGAACAGUAACAACUAUAAAACAUCUUUCUGUACAGUUGUUGAAGUAUACAAGGGAGUUUCAGCUAACGAUUUUCAAGGGAACAUCUAUGCUCGAGAAGGAAGUGCCUCGGAUAAUUGAGUAG
Molecule: messenger RNA, 3093 nt
Organism: Dovyalis caffra
Lineage: Eukaryota; Viridiplantae; Streptophyta; Magnoliopsida; Malpighiales; Salicaceae
Source: the annotation of a GenBank genome assembly